UUACCGCGUAAAAAUACUAAUUAUGACUCGUUAUUUAAAAUUCAUAAGGAUAUUUACAAGCCGAUUAAAAUAUAUGACUAAAGGUGUUUGAAGUCAUUUUUAAAUUGAUGUGAUAUUGCUUCAGUAAUUCAGUAAAACACCGGACCUUGAUCCACGCGCGGAACUGAGGACAGCAGGCAAAGGAGAAACACUGCUUGGAUUUUGUAACAGAAAGUACAGUAUGAGUUGUGGACGUGAGGAUUUCCUCAGUGGCUUUGUGCUGCUUCUGAUCAUACAAACUGUAGUGUCCAUGGUGGUUCCUAAUGCCACACAUUUAGAGUCUGUGCUGGGAAAAUACAUGGAUAAGGAUGAAGCAUGGUGGCAAUCCAAAUCAAGAGGCAAGAGAGCGAUUUCACAGAGUGAUAUGCAGCUUAUACUUGACCUACAUAAUAAACUUAGGGGUCAGGUGUACCCCCCUGCCUCAAACAUGGAAUACAUGGUGUGGGACACUGAACUGGAGAGGAGUGCUGAACAAUGGGCACACACCUGUCUAUGGGAACAUGGACCCUCUCACCUACUGACCCGCAUUGGCCAGAAUCUGGGAGCUCAUUGGGGAAGAGAAAGGCCACCAACCUUUCAUGUCCAAGCCUGGUAUGAUGAGGUGAGAGAUUUCAGCUACCCCUAUCCACAAGAAUGUGAUCCUUACUGCCCCUACAGAUGCUCUGGACCUGUCUGCACACAUUACACACAGCUCGUCUGGGCCACAAGCAAUAAAAUUGGUUGCGCCAUCAACGUGUGCUACAACAUGAAUGUAUGGGGCAUGAUAUGGGCCAAAGCUGUGUACCUGGUCUGCAAUUACUCUCCUCCAGGUAACUGGUGGGGACAUGCGCCGUAUAAGCACGGGUCCCCAUGUUCUGCCUGUCCUCCCAGCUAUGGUGGCGGUUGCAGAAACAACCUCUGUUAUAAAGAUGACGGCAGUCACAUGCAUUACACCCCUGAGACAGAGGAAAAUAACUAUAUUGAGCCAGAACCUGAACCAGUCCGAAGCCAUGGCUCUCAUCACAGUGAUCAGUCCAUUCCCACAGCAUCUGCCAGUGAGAACACUGAGAAGAAUGAUGUCAUCAGUACUUCACAGAUGUCUCAGCAAGUAGCGUGUGAUACUAAAUUACGUGAUCAGUGCAAAGGAACUACUUGCAACAGAUACGAGUGUCCACCAGGCUGCUUGUACAACUAUGGGAACGUUUUUGGAUCAGGUUUUUAUGACAUGCAAUCUAGUAUCUGUGGCAGUGCCUUGCAUGCUGGAAUAAUAGAUGAUGAUGGAGGCUGGUUAGAUAUCACCAGGGUGGGCAGAAGGCAACGAUUCUCCAAGUCUUUCAAAAAUGGAGUUCAGACUCUGGCCAAAAAUCAGAGUGCCAAUGCCUUCACGGUGUCAAACGUCCCAGUGAAGGCAAUUAAUUGUGAUACCACCGUGGCCCAGUUCUGUCCUUUCAAAAAACCAGUCCGGCACUGUCCCAGGCUGUAUUGUCCGAGUAACUGUUUGUAUGACAGCUACGUCCGAGUAACUGGAACCCGCUAUUAUUCAGAUGACUCCAGUAUUUGCAGGGCAGCCAUUCAUGCCGGGGUGAUCCGGAGUGACUCUGGAGGUUAUCUGGAUGUCAUGCCUGUGGACAAGAGGAGGCAAUACAAGGGAUCCUACCAGAAUGGAAUCACUACAGAGAGCCUCCAGAAUCCCACAGGAGGUAAAGCGUUCAGAGUGUUUGCGGUCAUUUGAAACCAUCCUUCAAGGACAGAUGCAAAGAAAUAGAGCUCUUGGUAAUGUAGCAGCCGGUUAUUAUUGCGCAUUUGGUCAGUGCUGUCACGAAAAAUCCCCUGAACAGGAAAAUGGCAUUGACUUUGGUCGACACCAUCUGGUCGAUGUUUCUUAUUUGUCUGCCUGUACAUGUCAUGUAUAUACAAGUUGUAAAUAUGGUUGAUUUUUAUUCAUUAUAACACUAAGAAUAUUCACGUUUUUAUGAAAUAUAUAUGUUGCUUGUAUGUUGUCUUUCUUUUUUUCGCAUGCAAACAUAAGUGUGAACACGUAGAAAAGGCUAUAUUACAGUUUUUAUUUUUGUAAACGUAUUUUUAUCAGCGUCGAAGGCUGCUUAUUGCUGUUUUGCUCUUUAUAUAUGUUCAGAAGUUGAUACUGUAACAACCUGGCAGGCCAGGAAAUCAUUUAGUGCUUGAGAAGAAUUUAAAAAAUGUACCACAAAAGCCAUAUGGGAGAGCAGAGAGACAUUGU
Molecule: messenger RNA, 2257 nt
Organism: Paramisgurnus dabryanus
Lineage: Eukaryota; Metazoa; Chordata; Actinopteri; Cypriniformes; Cobitidae
Gene: crispld1b
Product: cysteine-rich secretory protein LCCL domain containing 1b
Cellular component (GO): extracellular region
Source: RefSeq, a predicted model, not a curated record